AUGAAAAUUGCAAUUGCCAUUCUUAUUGCCAUCAUUGGCAGCUCUUUAGCAGCUCCUGCAAAGGACAGCCAAAUCUUGGAAGAAAACUUCAUACGCGAUGAUUUUGGACAAUACUCGUACAAUUUCUUAUCUGGUGAUGGUGUGGCACGUACCGAACAAGGAUCAUUCAAGACAAAUGAAGAAGGAACUGGUAACAUUUUGGUACAAAAAGGAGGCUAUCGUUACUUGCUUCCAGGUGGAGAAUUAGUCGAAGUCAACUAUGUCGCUGAUGAAAAUGGAUUCAGAGUUACAGGAACACAUUUACCAACACCACCACCUUUGCCUGUUGUUUAA
Messenger RNA from Clunio marinus, 333 nucleotides. The record is from the annotation of a GenBank genome assembly. NCBI's taxonomy places the organism in Eukaryota, Metazoa, Arthropoda, Insecta, Diptera, Chironomidae.